CCCCUGUCACUCUGUUCCCGCUUAUCUCACCCGCCUGUUUGGCGCCACUGUCUUCUUGGAAAUGAGUCAGGGCAAAAGGGGAGGGGGAGCUCAGGUGACCCUCCUCCCACUGGUCCCAUAAAAAGGACUGGGACCGGCUCCUAGACACCAGCACACGUCCUUAGACUGCACAGCGGGACAGAAGGCAUGAUGGCGCUAAGCACUCAAACCCAGGCUGCCUGUCUCCUGCUUCUCCUCCUUGCAGGUCUGAGCAGCAGCACCUAUCUCCAGCGACAGGCGAGACAAACUACAGAGCUGCAGGCUUUGCCCGGGGCAGAAGACAGGACCCACAGUGACAGUGACAGUACGCUCCCGAUGCAGAGAAGAAGGAAGCGAGACAGCAACUUCCCCAUCUGCCUUUUCUGCUGUAACUGCUGUAGAAAUCCCGGCUGUGGUAUCUGUUGCAAAACAUAGAGAGUCCAGAGCCACAUCCUGCCUCUCAACACCCCUGUCUCUCCUCAGCCCCAUUUAUUUAUUCCUGCCCUCCCCCCAGCAAUGACCUUAAAAUAAA
This is a messenger RNA of Apodemus sylvaticus (European woodmouse), 550 nucleotides long. RefSeq names its product hepcidin antimicrobial peptide (gene Hamp). Gene Ontology annotation, biological process: intracellular iron ion homeostasis. Bases 187 to 453 code for a protein of 88 amino acids. The record is from RefSeq and is a predicted model, not a curated record. Gene Ontology annotation, cellular component: extracellular region. Lineage: Eukaryota; Metazoa; Chordata; Mammalia; Rodentia; Muridae. The transcript has 3 exons.